UCUGUAGUCGAAUGCAGCAGUAGUGGAGACAGGGAAUAUGUAACCGGUAUUUUUUUUUUUACCGACCUCUCCGUUGUGAUCUUGGUUGUAAAUCAUAGGCCACCUGAGCAUUUCUCCAUCCUCGAUCUGUGCGCGCUAUGAACCGUGUAUGUGGAUAUCUUGCUCAGUGUUUUAUAGCCUUAUACGUACCGGCCUAGUUGAGUCGUAACGAAACGACCUGAAGUCCCUUUUAUUUGUGAUGAUCGUUUCUACUUGUUGUCUAUGGACCGGAUCCACCGUACAAUGAUAGGCACGGAGGAUAUGUCCCGGUAGAACAUGGGCCUGUAACGAACCGAUAUUUCUAACAUUCUCCUAUAAGGAGAAGGACAGAGAAAACGGAAAGAUGAAGAUCUGGAGUACAGAACAUGUUUUCAGCUACCCGUGGGAGACGGUGAUCAAGGCAGCGAUGAGGAAGUACCCUAACCCCAUGAACCCUAAUGUGGUGGGAGUGGAUGUGUUGGACAGGAACCUGGAUACCGACGGACGGCUCCACAGCCACAGACUCCUCAGCACCGAGUGGGGCCUGCCAGGCAUCGUACGAGCGAUCUUGGGGACCGGUCAUACCCGGACGUACGUCAAGGAGCACUCCAUCGUGGAUCCCGAGGAGAAAAAGAUGGAGCUUUAUUCAACUAAUAUAACUCUAACCAAUCUGGUGUCAGUGGAUGAACGACUGGUUUACAGACCUCAUCCAGACAACCCAGAGGUUACUGUUCUGACCCAGGAGGCCAUCAUCACAGUAAAAGGAGUCAGUUUGAGCAGUUACCUAGAGGGAAUGAUGGCCCUCAGAAUGUCAGCUAACGCCAGAAAGGGUUGGGAUGCUAUUGAGUGGAUCAUUCAGAACUCUGAAAGGGAGAACGUUCCUCUGUGUGAGCUGUACUGACUCUGGAAGGGCCAAUCAGAGGACUGUGUCGACCACAUGAUCAGGGACUAUAUCAUCCUACACCAACCAGCCCUGACAAACCUCCCACAUGGCAGCCAGCCCAGACAAACCUCCCACAUGGCAACCAGCCCAGACAAACCUCCCACAUGGCAACCAGCCCAGACAAAGCUCCCACAUGGCAGCCAGCCCAGACAAACCUCCCACAUGGCAGCCAGCCCAGACAAACCUCCCACAUGGCAACCAGCCCAGCCAACCCUCCCUGGUGACCAGGCUCCAUAGAGGGCAUCACAACCCUCCCUGGUGACCAGGCUUUAUAGAGGGCAUCACAACCCUCCCUGGUGACCAGGCUUCAUAGAGGGCAUCACAACCCUCAUCACAACCCUCCCUGGUGACCAGGAUCUAUAGAGGGCAUCACAACCCUCAUCACAACCCUCCCUGGUGACCAGACUUUAUAGAGGGCAUCACAACCCUCAUCACAACCCUCCCUGGUGACCAGGCUCCAUAGAGGGCAUCACAACCCUCCCUGGUGACCAGGCUCCAUAGAGGGCAUCACAACCCUCCCUGGUGACCAGGCUCCAUAGAGGGCAUCACAACCCUCCCUGGUGACCAGGCUCCAUAGAGGGCAUCACAACCCUCCCUGGUGACCAGGCUCCAUAGAGGGCAUCACAACCCUCCCUGGUGACCAGGCUCCAUAGAGGGCAUCACAACCCUCCCUGGUGACCAGGCUCCAUAGAGGGCAUCACAACCCUCCCUGGUGACCAGGCUCCAUAGAGGGCAUCACAACCCUCCCUGGUGACCUGGCUUCAUAGAGGGCAUCACAACCCUUCCUGGUGACCUGGCUUCAUAGAGGGCAUCACAACCCUCCUCCAUGCCCAUAAAGAAUGUUGCUGUCUGUCAAGUCGACGAUCAAUAGAAACACAAGGGUUAUUAAUAUAUCAUCAGAAAGACUGCGAUCAUUGAUCCUUCCACAGAAAGAUUUCCCUACUGAGGGAUUGAGGCCAACGUUAAUGUCCAGGAGGAUAUUGAUUGGAUACAAAGGUCUAUGAUAGAUGUAGGUUGCGUGCCAUUUAGGAUGCUAUAUAGGAUGACAUUUAGAAUGCUAUUCAGGAUGCUAUUUAGGAUGCUAUUUAGGAUGCCAUUUAGGAUGCCAUUUAGGAUGCUAUUUAGGAUGCUAUUCAGGAUGCUAUUCAGGAUGCUAUUUAGGAUGCUAUUUAGGAUGCUAUUUAGGAUGCUAUUCAGGAUGCUAUUCAGGAUGCUAUUUAGGAUGCUAUUUAGGAUGCCAUAUGUAGUGUGAAUUACAUAUGGAGAAUGACAUUUAGGAUGCUAUUUAGGAUGCUAUUUAGGAUGCCAUAUGUAGUGUGAAUUACAUAUGGAGAAUGACAUUUAGGAUGCUAUUCAGGAUGCUAUUUAGGAUGCCAUUUAGGAUGCUAUUCAGGAUGCUAUUUAGGAUGCCAUAUGUAGUGUGAAUUACAUAUGGAGAAUGACAUUUAGGAUGCUAUUCAGGAUGCUAUUUAGGAUGCCAUUUAGGAUGCUAUUCAGGAUGCUAUUUAGGAUGCCAUAUGUAGUGUGAAUUACAUAUGGAGAAUGACAUUUAGGAUGCUAUUCAGGAUGCUAUUUAGGAUGCCAUUUAGGAUGCUAUUCAGGAUGCUAUUUAGGAUGCCAUAUGUAGUGUGAAUUACAUAUGGAGAAUGACAUUUUGUAGCUUUUAUAUGAAAUGCGGAUGGUAUUUGCUAUGGAAAUUAUCUACUGCCAUACACUGUAUGAAGUAUGCAUUCAGCAUUCUCAUAUGGGAGGUUCAUCCAGGAAUCUAUCACAGCAUUCUCAUAUGGGAGGUUCAUCCAGGAAUCUGUCACAACAUUCUCAUAUGGGAGGUUCAUCCAGGAAUCUAUCACAGCAUUCUCAUAUGGGAGGUUCAUCCAGGAAUCUAUCACAGCAUUCUCAUAUGGGAGGUUCAUCCAGGAAUCUGUCACAACAUUCUCAUAUGGGAGGUUCAUCCAGGAAUCUAUCACAACAUUCUCUUAAGGAAGGUUCUUCCAGGGAAUCUGUCACAACAUUCUCUUACGGAAGGUUCUUCCAGGGAAUCUGUCACAACAUUCUCUUACGGGAGGUUCUCCAGGAAGCUAUCAGAACAUUCUCUUACGGGAGGUUCUCCAGGAAGCUAUCAGAACAUUCUCUUACAGAAGGUUCUUCCAGGGAAUCUGUCACAACAUUCUCUUACGGAAGGUUCUUCCAGGGAAUCUGUCACAACAUUCUCUUACGGAAGGUUCUUCCAGGGAAUCUGUCACAACAUUCUCUUACGGAAGGUUCUUCCAGGGAAUCUGUCACAACAUUCUCUUACGGAAGGUUCUUCCAGGGAAUCUGUCACAACAUUCUCUUACGGAAGGUUCAAUGGUUUUUCAUAUUUAAACGAGAGAGUUUCUUUGCCGUUUUAAACACAAUGGAUAUUUCUUUGCACGUAGAGAGUCUAGGAUUAUGAAGGUAUAUACAUUAAAUGAAUGUACAGUGACCUCACAUAGAUAGGAAAACUACAGUAGAGCUAACAAUGCAGUCAAAAUAUAUCUAAAUGUUCAGACAGAAAGUUCCAGGGUUAGAGAGAACAACCUCACUCUCCAGACCAGGGUGAUAUGUUCGGACAGAAAGUUCCAGGGUUAGAGAGAACAACCUCACUCUCCAGACCAGGGUGAUAUGUUCGGACAGAAAGUUCCAGGGUUAGAGAGAACAACCUCACUCUCCAGACCAGGGUGAUAUGUUCGGACAGAAAGUUCCAGGGUUAGAGAGAACAACCUCACUCUCCAGACCAGGGUGAUAUGUUCGGACAGAAAGUUCCAGGGUUAGAGAGAACAACCUCACUCUCCAGACCAGGGUGAUAUGUUCGGACAGAAAGUUCCAGGGUUAGAGAGAACAACCUCACUCUCCAGACCAGGGUGAUAUGUUCAGACAGAGUUCCAGGGUUAGAGAGAACAACCUCACUCUCCAGACCAGGGUGAUAUGUUCGGACAGAAAGUUCCAGGGUUAGAGAGAACAACCUCACUCUCCAGACCAGGGUGAUAUGUUCGGACAGAAAGUUCCAGGGUUAGAGAGAACAACCUCACUCUCCAGACCAGGGUGAUAUGUUCGGACAGAAAGUUCCAGGGUUAGAGAGAACAACCUCACUCUCCAGACCAGGGUGAUAUGUUCGGACAGAAAGUUCCAGGGUUAGAGAGAACAACCUCACUCUCCAGACCAGGGUGAUAUGUUCGGACAGAAAGUUCCAGGGUUAGAGAGAACAACCUCACUCUCCAGACCAGGGUGAUAUGUUCGGACAGAAAGUUCCAGGGUUAGAGAGAACAACCUCACUCUCCAGACCAGGGUGAUAUGUUCAGACAGAAAGUUCCAGGGUUAGAGAGAACAACCUCACUCUCCAGACCAGGGUGAUAUGUUCGGACAGAAAGUUCCAGGGUUAGAGAGAACAACCUCACUCUCCAGACCAGGGUGAUAUGUUACAUAGCUGUGAACAGGACCUCGUUGGGUU
This is a messenger RNA of Oncorhynchus kisutch (coho salmon), 4430 nucleotides long. Its product is annotated as PRELI domain containing protein 3A-like. The coding region runs from base 383 to 919 and encodes 178 amino acids. The transcript has 7 exons. NCBI's taxonomy places the organism in Eukaryota, Metazoa, Chordata, Actinopteri, Salmoniformes, Salmonidae. The record is from RefSeq and is a predicted model, not a curated record. Gene Ontology annotation, cellular component: mitochondrial intermembrane space.